UUCACCAACACCAAUACGUUCGUGCAGUUGCAGUGCAGAAGAUUAAUAAUUCAGCUCGUGCGUGCGUGCGUGCGCCAUGGUGAGAUCGCUUCCGUCUGUUUCGAUGGAGGGGAGGAGGCUGGAGGAGGAGGAGCAGGAGCAGCGGGAGGUGCUGCUCAUCCACAGCCAGGUGAGGAGGAUCAAGCGGGAGGACGAGGAGACCCGGAGGCACCUCCUGAAGCUGCAGCUGCUGGAGACGAGGCCGGCGGCCGGGCACGGGCAGGAGGCCUCGCGGCCGGCCUCCCGCUCGCUGUCGCCACUGCGGCGCUCCGGGAGCGCCAUAUCGGUCGGUGACUGGGCCUAGUCACCUCGCCUGGCCGGCCCGCCGGCGUAGAUACAUAGGAGAGCGAGCGCGCGAGCUAUAUAUAUACUGUAUGUGUGAGCCAUAGUAUAGUACGAUGCCUGUUCAUGCUCUCUGCGUGCAUGGAACCAGAGCUUAGUUGAUCGAUCUAGCUGCUUUACAUGCUCUGUUCCAGUCGACUUUUCUUCUUCCGUUGUAAAUAUACGAAAAUUUAGUUCGUGCAUCUA
Molecule: messenger RNA, 567 nt
Organism: Hordeum vulgare subsp. vulgare (domesticated barley)
Lineage: Eukaryota; Viridiplantae; Streptophyta; Magnoliopsida; Poales; Poaceae
Exons: 1
Coding region: 77-343 (88 amino acids)
Source: RefSeq, a predicted model, not a curated record